AGGCCGGGGACGUGGCGCGCGCCGAGCGCUGGGCAGGGGUCAUGCGCGAGCGCUGCGUCCCCAUGGACGGCGUGAGCUUCAGCACCCUGAUCCACGCGUGCGUCAAGUCCGGCUCGCCCGGGCGGGCCGAGAGCUGGCUGGAGGAGAUGCAGCGCAGCGGCGAGGAGGUCACCGCCUACUGCUAUGACGCGGUGGUCCAGGCCUUCGGCCAGGCUGGCGAGGCCGACCGCGCGGAGCAGUGGCUGCAGGCCGCGCUGGAGGCGGGCCACCCGGCCACCGGCGCAGGCCUCUCCGCCGCCGUGGAGGCGCACGCGCGCGGCGGUGACCCCGAGAAGGCCGAGCGCUGGCUCGACGAGAUGGUCCAGCGGGGCCUGUGCACCCCGGCGGCGUGCCGAGCCGUCGCUGCGGC
Prorocentrum cordatum is the source of this 409-nucleotide messenger RNA. NCBI's taxonomy places the organism in Eukaryota, Dinophyceae, Prorocentrales, Prorocentraceae. The record is from the annotation of a GenBank genome assembly.